Messenger RNA from Pseudo-nitzschia multistriata, 3525 nucleotides. Lineage: Eukaryota; Bacillariophyta; Bacillariophyceae; Bacillariales; Bacillariaceae. The record is from the annotation of a GenBank genome assembly.
CGCCACGGUACAGAACACAACACAACAGAACACAACACAACACUCAUACAGAACGCACACCGCUCGUGCCACGCCGCAACGCAGCGCAACAGACACGGCCGUGGAACGGCAAGCCGGCAUGCGUUUUCCGAGGGGCCGGCCUCCGAUGCGGAACUCCCGUGUUGCUGUCGUUCUCGCCGUCACUGUUUCCGUCGCCGUUUCCCUUGCGGCACCGGCGGGGGUUGCGGCCCUGUCCCUCGCGCCACCGGUCGGAAUCGGUCCCGGCCGCUGCCUUGGAGCCGGAUACAACCCCUCUGCUGCGGCACGUCCCGCGGUGGUGGGGCCGAAGCGGUGGGGGUUUCGCGACAGCGGCCGGCUUUGGGCGGGGAGCGAGGACCCUGGAAACCCCGACGGAUUCGAGGAACCAUCGGUCCCCGGUGCGAGGAAGAGCAGCAAAAGCAAUGGUAACGAUAUUGACAACGACAACGCAAAGAAGAACAGGGAGCGAGCCACCCAAGACCGACUCCAGAGGAGGAACCAGCGCAAACAACAUCGGCAACGCCAGGAACGACCRCCGCAACCGCUGCGUACCCAAGGCCCCCCGAGCGAGAAGGGGACCCGCCCAAGCCGCGGCCGCCGGAGCGGAACCGGCGGAUGGGAGGAAGGCAUCGAAGGCCCGAUCCCUUCCACCGGGGGGAGGCGCUCCCGGGCGGAAAAGCGCAGGAGGCGGAGGGACGACCAGAGGCGGAACCGGCCGACGUCCUCGGACGCCCUCGCGGAAGCGGUGGCCAUGGGCACCCGGGCCACCGGGAUCCUGGGCCGCAAGACCGRUAGGCUCUGGAGGGACCUGGCGGAAGCAACGGCUGCGGCGGCCGAAGAGUCCUACGGGGAAGGGGCCACCGGCGGGUACUACCCAGAGAGCAACAGCGGCAGUGGCAGCAACAGGCGGAACGGGCGCCGCACGGGCAGCAAGAGAUCCGGGAGGACCCGGCGAUCGGGGUUCAACUGGCCGGUGCCACCGGGAGAGGGAGGAACCACCGCGCGAGGGCGGCGGCGGAACCGAAGCGGGGAAGCCUCUUACGGCGCGGAAGGCGACUCGUUGGGAUACGGCACGGCCGGCCUUGCGAACGACGAAAACGAAAACGAMRACGAARUCACCACCGUGGAAUACUAUUACGAAAGCGACGUUCCCGCGGCUCCUCCCGAAAGGAAUCCCCCGAGGAGCGGCAGAAACCAUCCGUUUCCAACUCGGCCCGCACGGGCAGAGGCACGGGUGGUGRCAGAAGCAAAGGCCUCCGGGCCGAUGCCAGRACCAGCAUCGGAGACCGGUAUCCCGAAACGGGAGCCGUCUCCGGGAGAACCACCUGUAGGAAGGACUGCUGAUGGYGCUGCUGCUCCCGYAGCCGGUGCUCCUGCUACUCCGGCCCAGGUUCUCCGGGCCAUGCCGCUCGGCCGGCUCCUGGAAGCCCUCGACGAGAAGGACGUGGCGUAUUCCCCCCGGGCCUCUCGAAGGGACCURGAGGAAUUGCUCCUGGGGCUGCAGGGCGACGACCUGUCACCAGACCCGGCCACCCAACCAGGGACCGGCACGCUUCCCCACGGCCAAGAACGCGGCGGAAGCAACGGCAGAAGCAGCGACGAACCCUUCGUCUCGGCGGUCAAAAAAACCAACACGCCCACCGAGAACGCACGCGGCGACGAGAUCGUCGUGGAGGUGGAAUCCAUCUCCCCCGAGGAAUGGAAGAGGCGGCGGGGGCGGAACGAAGACCCGCGGGGGCAGCCCGCCACCGAAGACCGCCGGGCCCGGCCAACACCGGGCCGGGGUGGCGAGGCCGGGGGGAACGCCGGGAAACGCAAGCCGGGCCGCGGGCCCCCGUCCCCCGGGGCCGGCACCGGGGGACGUCGCCGUACGGAGCAGCGGCCGCCGCCGGUGGAUUCCAGUCCGAAGGACCGUCCCGGUCGCCGCGUCUAUUCUCCCUGGAGCGGCGGACGCAAGAAGGCCGGGGAAGACGCCGGAGCCAGCGGGACCUCCCGGGGCCGCRGCCACGGCGAUCCCGCCGUGAACAAGAGACAGAGAAGAACCACAAAGAAAGAACACGGCGCGAGAGGCACCCGGAAMAAGGCCRACGACGACGACUUUGAUCGCUUCGGGGACUUUGUCGAAGGCGACCUGGAACGAUUCGGUGACUUUCUUGCGGAGUCCGUAGACAAUAUCUUCUGGGGAACCACCAGCGAGGAGACAACAGCAGACGGCGAAACCAACCACCACGCGGCGCAAGCGAGACGAUCUGCCCGUGGUGACCCCGCGGAGGCAUCCGCCCCUCGGGCGAGAGCCCAAGGGAGGAGAGAAAGAMACCGCGGUUUCGCUAGCGAACGAAACAGCGGGGACCAACCACCCAAAACGGAAAGCAGGCGCCACUGGAAGGACAAGGCGGAGGAACGGCUCGACCGCGCCAUGGGCCUGCACGGCACGGGAGGCAACUCCGGAUCCUACGACCGGUGGACCAAGAAGCAGCGGAGGAACCCCCGCGGGCGCAGAGCGUGGGCCGGGAGGAGCCCGCGGCGGUUCCAGCGCGAGCGGCCGUUCUGGGAGGAGGAGGGAUCGCUUUUCUCGGUCCUCUUUGGGGACGGGCCCUCKCCGUUCUUUACCGGCCUGGACGAGGUUCUGGGAAGCACAACGGGCGGCGGAGGAAGGAACGCCGGUGGCCGGACCCUCUCGGUCCUCCUGAAAAACUGCGCGGUGGUCCUGGCGGGGGUCGCCGGAUCCCUGUGCCGGUGGGCCAGCGUCCACGACACCCUCCCCCGCCCCCUAGUGUUCUUGGGUGCCACYGCCGCCGGUCUUCUGUCGGGGCCGGGCGGGCGGAUCAGGRGCGUUUUCCUCGCCCUCUUGUCGGCGAGGGUCCUGGGGGAGUGGCUCUACGACGGCGGUGAAGGCGAUGCCGAGGGCUUCCUGUCGCGGGAGGCCCGUGGGAAGGAUGGAGGCGGCGACGGUCCAUGCGACGAAGACGACGAUGGCGAUGACAAGGGCCUCCCGGGGGCUUGACAACGAGCACGGAACCAACAGUGAUAGCAAGGUGUUCAAAGGUGGCCUUGCUUCGAUCCGGGGACGGCUCCGCUCGUUUCGUUCCCAUGCGGCAGGCGACGAGACGGUUCUUCCGAAGGAGUGGAAACGAAACGAAACGAAACGAAACGAAACGAAACGAAACGAAACGAAACGAAUGUAAUAUACCGAGCGUAUGUGAAAACUUUUGUGAAUGCUAUGUUUCAAUGCGGUAGAAGGAUUGUCAAUUAGUUUUUCGACCUCGUUCGACGACUGGAUCUUUCUGCUUCGCAAGUUACGGUGCAGUCUUUCCGAUAUGGCGUUGCCAUGGUUUCGUGCUAGAAGGGAAAGAGCAAAGAAUAGCAUAGAAAAGGAGAAGAAUCGCCGUACUCGUGUAUGCGCAAGAUGAAGUCCGGGACGAGAGCAACGAAAAAUGAGCAGUGUCCUGGGCCCUAUCGAAUCGGCUUCAUCCUGUAACUUUACCGCUGCUACACAACUUUAUUGAC